GUCCUGGGUUCACUACACGACACUCGACAACCUAACUCCUAAUCUUCACCUCACGAUGUCAGAGCGUAAAUCAACAGCGGCCAAGGUGCAAGACAAGGUCCGGCAAGUGGCGCAGGAGGACUUCAACCAGGCCAGCAACCUGGCAAACGAUGCCGUGCGGUCCGGCGCCUAUCUGUAUCCGUUCAAGGGCAUCGCGUACUUCUUCACCCACCGUGCGCUAUGGCGUCCUCUUGCUGCGAAGCUGAUCCCAACCGUCUCCCUCGGUUUGGGAGUGACGGUGUUCAUGUUUGUGGUGACGUACGUGCCUCAAGCUGCCGUCCUCACCAUCUUCAACGGGCCCCUCGCCUUCGUCACCACCGUCCUGCUCGUGCUUAGCGAGAGCUCGACCAUCUUCAAUGUGCUGAGCAAGAACUUCCUCAUUGAUGAUGCACUCAUCGACACCUUCGAUGGCACCCUCAUGUCCCGCGACAUGACCACUCUGGUCGCGAAGGAGCGCGCCGUCAAGUCUGGCGGUGACCCUAUCGCAAAGCUGGGCAAGCUUGCGACCAAGCCGUUCGCAAAGUUUGCCCCCAGCGCCAUCGUCCGCUACUUCAUGUACCUCCCGCUCAACUUCAUCCCCAUUGUGGGUACCGUUAUGUUCGUGAUUCUACAGGGACGCAAGUUCGGACCUACCGCGCACGCUCGUUACUACCAGCUCAAGCAGAUGAACAAGAAGGAGAAGGACCAGUUUGUGGAGCGCCGCAAGGCUGCGUAUGCCAGCUUCGGUAUUCCCGCCGUCAUGCUUGAGAUGGUACCCAUCGCCGGCAUUCUGUUCUCGUUCACGAACACCGUCGGCGCAGCGCUCUGGGCCGCAGAUAUGGAGACCCGUGAUGCCAGCGGCCAGAAGACGACUGCGCCUGGUCUGCGCAACCAGGCGGCAGAAGCAAGGAAACAAGAGUUGUAGAACGUCUAUCCAUACAGCCGCUUUAUCGGGUUCGGUGAACAAUAUCGAUACCCUUGGAAGCCUCCGUAUGCACCGGGCUGGCUGCUGGGGUGGCCAUACGUGGAGCCGAUGUGCGUGGAGCAGGUUGAAGACCAAUUCGCAUACCUCGACCUCUGGCGAAGAGACCAAUAUGCUAUUGAGCGUAGCUACGAUGAUGAUAAUAACGUGAUACACUUAUACUUAUAAUGCAAAUUCGUGAAUGUUGAAGAUCAACUGCCAAGUCACACCGUUUGCCA
Messenger RNA from Didymella exigua CBS 183.55, 1218 nucleotides. RefSeq lists its product as uncharacterized. The record is from RefSeq and is a predicted model, not a curated record. NCBI's taxonomy places the organism in Eukaryota, Fungi, Ascomycota, Dothideomycetes, Pleosporales, Didymellaceae. The transcript is spliced from 3 exons. Gene Ontology annotation, cellular component: ascospore wall; lipid droplet; prospore membrane. The coding region runs from base 56 to 943 and encodes 295 amino acids.